Messenger RNA from Aricia agestis (brown argus), 2093 nucleotides. It is a transcript of the gene Rm62, whose product is annotated as ATP-dependent RNA helicase p62. Gene Ontology annotation, cellular component: nucleus; ribonucleoprotein complex; cytoplasm. The coding region runs from base 155 to 1756 and encodes 533 amino acids. NCBI's taxonomy places the organism in Eukaryota, Metazoa, Arthropoda, Insecta, Lepidoptera, Lycaenidae. Gene Ontology annotation, molecular function: RNA helicase activity; RNA binding; ATP binding. The record is from RefSeq and is a predicted model, not a curated record. The transcript is spliced from 6 exons.
AAAUCAAUAUGACGAUUUCAAAUAUUCAUAUAUACUAGUAAUCUGUGUUUCAUUCUCUCUUUGCCACAAGCAGCGGUCUAGAUAGACCCUGCCUCUUCUCCAAAGUACAUCAUAAUUUAUCCAGAUAAUCAAUAGCUGAAAUUCAGUUUUCGAUAUGUCUGGAAAUUGGAACAACCGGGGAGGAAACAGAGGUUUCGGCGGAGGAAGUAAAUUUAAUGACAAACCGAGAUUCGCAAAUGGGGGAUCGAAAUUCGGCGGCGGGGGAGGAUUCGGGAAGAAGGAGUUUUCCGGCGGUCAAAACAUGCGUUGUCCCGAUUGGAGCUCCAUGUCACUACAACCUUUCAACAAAGAUUUUUACAAUCCUCACCCUGCCGUACUAAAUAGAUCACCCUACGAAGUGGAGGAGUACAGAAAUCAACAUGAGAUCUCCGUUACUGGAGUCAAAGUACCCAAUCCUAUCCAACAUUUUGAAGAAGCUAACUUCCCAGACUACGUGAAUCAGGGUAUUCAGACCAUGGGAUACAAGGACCCGACACCUAUUCAAGCCCAGGGCUGGCCGAUCGCCAUGUCCGGAAAGAACUUGGUCGGCAUCGCCCAAACGGGCUCUGGAAAGACGUUGGCCUACAUCUUGCCCGCUAUCGUGCACAUCAACAACCAGCCGCCGGUGCGCCGAGGCGACGGUCCCAUUGCGCUAGUGUUAGCCCCCACCAGGGAGUUGGCCCAACAAAUUCAACAAGUAGCUAACGACUUCGGAAAUGCGGCGUACGUUCGCAACACUUGCAUUUUCGGCGGAGCGCCAAAACGUGAGCAAGCACGUGACUUGGAAAGGGGCGUGGAAAUUGUUAUCGCGACUCCUGGAAGACUGAUCGAUUUCCUAGAGAAGGGAACAACUAACCUACAAAGAUGCACUUACCUCGUUCUAGAUGAAGCCGACCGCAUGUUGGACAUGGGUUUCGAACCCCAGAUCAGAAAAAUCAUUGACCAAAUUCGUCCAGACAGACAAACCCUCAUGUGGUCGGCCACAUGGCCCAAAGAAGUCAAGAAGUUGGCUGAAGAUUACCUCGGAGAAUAUGUACAAAUUAACAUUGGAUCAAUGCAGCUUUCUGCUAACCAUAACAUUCUACAGAUUGUAGAUGUUUGCCAAGAACAUGAGAAGGAAAAUAAGUUAAAUGUACUAUUGCAAGAAAUUGGACAAAGUCAAGAGCCAGGUGCCAAAACUAUCAUAUUUGUCGAAACCAAAAGGAAAGUUGAGAAUAUCACAAGAAAUAUCAGACGAUAUGGAUGGCCUGCAGUCUGUAUGCACGGAGACAAGACCCAACAAGAGAGAGAUGAUGUAUUAUAUCAGUUCAAACAGGGUAGAGCUAGCAUACUUGUUGCAACUGACGUUGCAGCCCGAGGACUAGAUGUUGAUGGUAUAAAGUAUGUCAUAAACUUCGACUAUCCCAAUUCAUCUGAAGACUACAUUCACCGUAUUGGUAGAACAGGACGCUCCAAAUCAAAAGGAACAUCAUAUGCAUUCUUUACACCAUCAAAUUCAAGACAAGCUAAAGACCUAGUGUCAGUCCUUGAGGAAGCUAAUCAGGUGGUGAACCCACAGCUGCAGACGAUGGCCAGCCGUGGCGGUGGCGGCGGUGGAUGGAACAGGAACAGAUAUGGUGGCGGCCGUGGAGGCGGCGGAUCGUUCAAACGGGGAUCUAAUUUCGGUCGGGGCAACAGUGGUAGCGCUGGACAUAAACGAUUUAACAAUGAGUAUUAAAACUAGUGAAUAAUUGAGUUAAUUUAAGUAAUCCUCAUAUUUGAUGUGUGCACGAAAUAUCUCAAGCAAGUAGAAAUUGUGAAUGGUGUUUGAACAUAUUUAUUUAAUAGCAAAUUUAUUCAUGUGUAAUUGUCUAAAUAUUUGUUGUCUCUAGAUAUUUAGAAUGAGUAUGAAUAGAUAUAUUUUUUUGCUCUGUGAUAUUUAAACGAGGAUUAACCUUUUUAAGUUACAAUGUAAUGUUUUUUUGUUUUCACUGUCCCUGACCGUAAAUUAAGAUCAUUCCAUUUUCAGUUCUUCUAUUUGAUCUAUCUGAUAAAAAAUAAACCUAUUGAACUGU